GAAAAUCACCGCUCUUGAUUAGCAAGCGGCGCCUGUUCCCUGCGGCUACCGAUGAGCGGUGCAGGUGGCCAUAAGCCAUGUCUGUAAAUGGCAAAUCUGACGCAAAGGCAGUGUCACCUACAGCGAUAGGCGCCUCUCUGGAUCUCGAGCUCUCAGACUUUGAUAGGCCUCAGCGUAGCAGCUCCAACGGCCAUGAGGUGCGCAACACAUCGCUGCCUCGGCUGCCUGUGGGAGAAGGCCACGAUGUUCGGGAGCUCGGCACGCCCUCUGAGCGCAUCCUGAACACCGCAGCCUACACAGCACGGGGGCUGGUGCGCUUGCUGGGCAUCGGCAUGAUGAUCUUUGUGCUGGUCAUUGCCAUCAUGAAUUGGCCUCCCUGGGUCAUCGAGAGCGAUCAUGCCAGGGUCCAAGUCAUGUCGAUGCUCUUUGCCAUUGGCCUCUUCAUCGUUGCUGUGGAGGACAUCGUGGGCAUCAACAAGUCGGCCAUGAUGAUGGUGCUGGCGGCGGUCAUGUGGACCUUCCUUGCUGUGGGCUACCACCCUAACAACUCCAAGGCGGGGUACAUGGAGCUUCAUGACGAGCUCAACCAUGGGCUCGAGGAAGUCGGCAGCGUUUUGCUCUUCCUGCUCCCUGCCAUGGGCGUGGUGGAAUCCAUCGACCACUUCGACGGCUUUGCCUUGGUGAACAUGACCAUCCGCAGAGCCAUCGAGGGGCGAAAGGAUCGGCUCAUGCCCAUCAUUUGCAUCCUGACAUUUAUGCUCAGCUCCGUAAUUGACAAUCUCACCUCCACCAUUGUGGCAGUGAAGAUCCUGCGGCGCUUGGCCCCGGACAACCAGGAGUACCGCCAGCUGUGCGGCGGUCUGGCAGUGAUCGCUGCCAAUGCUGGUGGAGCUUGGAGUCCCAUUGGUGACGUGACCACCACCAUGCUUUGGAUCCAGGAUCGCAUUUCUGCCGUGCAGACGGUGCUUUGGCUUUUCUUUCCGUCCUUAGUGGCUGGUGUUUUGCCCUUGUGGGGUUUGAGGUGCCAAGCAGCCCGCCUCAUGGCAGACGACGCAGAGACGCGGCACCGCCAGACGAAGG
Molecule: messenger RNA, 1080 nt
Organism: Effrenium voratum
Lineage: Eukaryota; Dinophyceae; Suessiales; Symbiodiniaceae
Source: the annotation of a GenBank genome assembly